UAACUCAUAGAUGAUUUCGAAAGCCUUUUGAUCAUCAUGACAUCGGGAUUUAUCAACACAACUUCCGGAAUAAUGAAUUCAACUAUGUCAAAUAAUUUGUCCGAAAGUAUUCAAGAAGAGAUGGAAAGUGCGCUUGCGUUUGAACGCGCAAUACAUUUGGCUGUAUCAAUUAUAUUUGGUAUCGUUGUUUUAGUUGGGUUUCUAGGAAACCUUUUGGUGAUCAUUGUUGUUUGGUCAAACACACAGAUGCAAAAUACAACAAAUAUAUUAAUUGUUAGCCUGGCCUUUGCGGAUCUUUCAUUUAUCAUAUUCUGUGUUCCCUUUACUGCCACAAAAUAUGUCAUGGCAACAUGGCCCUUCGGUACCCUUUGGUGUAAGAUAUCAAGUUAUCUGAUGUACGUCUGCGCAUUCGCAAGUGUAUAUACUCUCGUUCUCAUGUCACUUGAUCGAUAUCUUGCAGUAGUUCAUCCAAUCACAUCAAUGAAAAUCCGAAAUAGAAAAAAUGCGAACUUUCUGGUCAUUUUAACAUGGAUUGUGAUUCUCGGCACUAAUCUCCCGGCAGCUUUCGAGUUCCAUGUUAUCGAAUAUCAAUUUUAUGACCAUAAUCGAUCAACAUGUAUAUUAGACCAAAAUUUAUCCGUAGGUCGUAGAUUUCACGGUUGCUUCUUUGCUUUUGGAUAUGUAUUACCUUUGACACUGAUUUGUGUUUUGUAUGGAUUUAUGUUGAAAAGGCUCUUGUAUGGAGUUGUUCCCGGUGGAAGUCAACGUGCCGAAAGUAUCAGAUCCAAGAAAAGAGUUACGAAGAUGAUUAUCAUCGUUGUAGGAAUAUUUGCCUUGUGCUGGUUACCAAUUCAGAUUAUGUUUUUGGUUCAGUAUUUUGGACAUUUUGAAGCAACACCAAUUACAUUUGGUAUUCAAAUGACUGCAAAUUGCUUAGCUUAUAUGAACAGUUGCGUCAAUCCUAUAUUGUACGCUUUUCUGUCCGAAAAUUUCAGACGAAGUUUCAGAAAGCUUCUUUGUUGCAAAGGACAAGUAUCAACGAAAUUUGAAUACGAAAGAACACAUGCACCACGUGGGGCAGAUAAGGAAACUAAGGAGAUGCUGUUAAACAACUUGAACCAUACCAACAAUGAAGUCAGUACUAAAGAUAAAAAUUGCAACACCGAUACCACGGUUACUUAAAGUUACACAUUCAUGAAAAUAUUGUUUCAAAAUGUUCAAGUUUGGUUAUUAAUGAAAUAAUAGUAUGAACAAUAACAUGACUUAUAUCUCUGAAAGCUUGUAGGCUCGAACGCACAUUUCAGAACGCUGUGACAAAGUAAGCAAUAGUAUUAAAACACACGAUAAUCACAAAGUAUGUGUACACUGUUCGUUGAUAGAAAAGCAAGUGUGUAGAUAACAUUUCUGAAAGUGAAUUUUGUAUUAUUAAAAACAUAUCUGUAACAUAACAACAGUUUUGAUGAAGUGACAAAAACUCAAUAUUACUAAAUGUUUAUGUUGUAUAUUAUAUAAAUUGUAGCUAUGUAUUGUUCGAAAAAUAAAAAUAGACGUAAGUUUCGCAUUUGGAAAACAUAUAG
Molecule: messenger RNA, 1577 nt
Organism: Mytilus trossulus (common blue mussel)
Lineage: Eukaryota; Metazoa; Mollusca; Bivalvia; Mytilida; Mytilidae
Product: allatostatin-A receptor-like
Exons: 1
Coding region: 37-1182 (381 amino acids)
Biological process (GO): G protein-coupled receptor signaling pathway
Cellular component (GO): plasma membrane
Molecular function (GO): G protein-coupled receptor activity
Source: RefSeq, a predicted model, not a curated record